AUGGACCUAUCUAACUUAUCAAACACUUUGCCUCUUGAUAAUACCAGAGCAGGGAACACAACCGCUGUGCAUAGUUCUACUACUACCACUCCCAUCCCAAAUAUAAAUCAAGAUUUAACCAAUCAUUUCAAGGAUGCUGCCAAAUCAGUUGCUUCAUUAUACAAUAUUUCGUUAAACAACACAGUUGAUAACAGUGUUAGUAAUAGGAAUAUCAAAACGGAAUUUGCUAAUGCUGCCAAGGCGGUCGCGUCAUUAUAUAAACUCGGACAAUCAUCACAACUGACCUCAUACACAAAAGGGUAUCUACAAUGUCUUGAAGAUUUAUUGGCAGUUUUGACAAAUAAUGAGGAUAUUGAAGAUUGGGUUUUGACGAGAAGAAUCGAAUUAAUGAAUCAUGCGGGUAAUCCAAGUAGUAAACCACCGUCAAGUGGUGAUUCAAGUCAACAUUCAGAACCAGAUCCCUUUACUAUUCCACAUGACUACGAGUUUACUUUCAAUCUGGAUAUAAAACCACCUGUACAUUUCAGACCAGGCAUACCGCCUAUAUCGGUGCAGCAUAACCUGAAGCAAAGAGCCUCAAUUGGAAAUCAUCAUUCCAGACAUAAUAAGAAAAUACUUAGUUCUGAAGACUCAAUAAUGAUUGACGAUAGUGACAACGAGGAGAAAGAAGUUAAGCUGCAAUUAUUCCCAAAAUAUCUCAAGGAAAGCCCUUUGAAGAAGAAAAAAAAGAUAUAA
This is a messenger RNA of Candida dubliniensis CD36, 735 nucleotides long. RefSeq lists its product as uncharacterized. Bases 1 to 735 code for a protein of 244 amino acids. The transcript has a single exon. Lineage: Eukaryota; Fungi; Ascomycota; Pichiomycetes; Serinales; Debaryomycetaceae. The record is from RefSeq and is a predicted model, not a curated record.